Messenger RNA from Spinacia oleracea (spinach), 849 nucleotides. RefSeq lists its product as uncharacterized. Lineage: Eukaryota; Viridiplantae; Streptophyta; Magnoliopsida; Caryophyllales; Amaranthaceae. The transcript has 3 exons. The coding region runs from base 1 to 849 and encodes 282 amino acids. The record is from RefSeq and is a predicted model, not a curated record.
AUGUGUUGUAUGAGUUCUGUUGGUGAUACUGCAACUGUUGACAACACAGUGGAGCAGCCAUUGAGUCAGAAUUACAAUGCUGGACUUGCACACAGAGGAUUGAUACCCAUUUUUCAACAUGGUAUCAGAGCAGUGAUUGAAGAUCCUAAAUCAGUAGCAACUUCUAAAUUCGUAGAUACAAUUGAUUCCAGAAACUCAAAUUUACCACCUAAUCAAUUAGAUCCUGCAAGGCCUUUUUAUCUGCAUCCUACAGAUAACACUGCAAAUCAGUUGGUUUCAGUGAAGUUUAAGGGAGAAGGAUAUGGAGAUUGGAGAAGGAGUAUGAUGAUCUCUAUGUCUUCCAAAAAUAAACUAGGCUUUGUGAAUGGAAGAUUGCCAAAACCUGAUCCUACUGAUAUAACAUAUGAAGCAUGGUUGAGAUGCAAUGACAUGAUGAUCUCAUGGUUAUUGUUUUACCUGGAUUCAGUGAUAUCUAAGAGUGUGUUGUAUUUCAACACUGCUAGAGAGAUAUGGCUUGACCUAGAGGACAGAUUUGGGUUUGUUUCUGGUCCACAACUUUAUGCUCUUGAAAGACAAGCAUCAGACAUCACACAAGGCUCACAUAAUGUAGCAGAAUUCUUUACUGAGAUCAAGUCAAUUUGGGACAACAUCAGUGCAGCAAAUCCUCUACCAACUUGUACCUACAACUUAUGCACCUGCAAUUUGACACAAAAGAUCUUCAAGAUGCAACAAGAACAAAGGCUAAUGCAGUUUCUUAUGAAAUUAGGAGAGCAUUUAGCUGCAGCUAGAGGCAACUUACUCAUGCAACCACUCCCAACACUAUCACAUGCAUAUAGGAUGUUGGCAUAA